Messenger RNA from Zygotorulaspora mrakii, 1893 nucleotides. RefSeq names its product CCR4-NOT core ubiquitin-protein ligase subunit MOT2 (gene MOT2). The transcript has a single exon. NCBI's taxonomy places the organism in Eukaryota, Fungi, Ascomycota, Saccharomycetes, Saccharomycetales, Saccharomycetaceae. Bases 1 to 1893 code for a protein of 630 amino acids. Gene Ontology annotation, biological process: protein ubiquitination. Gene Ontology annotation, cellular component: CCR4-NOT complex. Gene Ontology annotation, molecular function: RNA binding; metal ion binding; ubiquitin-protein transferase activity. The record is from RefSeq and is a predicted model, not a curated record.
AUGACCACAAAUCCUCAUGUUCAUGAGAAUCUAAAGGCAAUUCAAAAGGCUUUGAGUAAUUACGAUAUGUCAUUUUUGUCGGAUGAUGAAGAGGACUUUUGUCCCCUGUGUUUGGAACCGAUGGAUAUAACAGAUAAGAAUUUCAAGCCCUGUCCGUGUGGAUACCAAAUUUGUCAGUUUUGCUACAAUAAUAUCAGACAAAACGAAGAACUAAAUGGACGUUGCCCAGCAUGUCGUCGAAAAUACGAUGAUGAAAGCGUCGAAUACGUUGUUUUAACUUCAGAAGAACUGAAAAUGGAAAGAGAGAAACAAUCAAGAAAGGAAUGGGAAAGAAAACAGAGGGAUAAAGAAAGAAAAGAAUACGAAAAUGCGAACAGGAAACAUUUAGCAGGUAUGAGGGUGAUUCAAAAAAAUCUGGUGUAUGUGGUCGGCAUUAAUCCACCUGUACCCUACGAGGAAGUUGCGCCACUACUAAAAUCAGAUAAAUAUUUUGGUCAAUAUGGUAAGAUUAGUAAGAUAGUGGUCAACAAGAAGACUCCUCAUUCCAAUAAUGAUCACUAUCAUUCAAAUGCGACUUUCACGGGUUACGGUGUUUAUAUCACUUUCUCAAAGAAGGAAGAUGCUGCGAAGUGCAUUGCUCAGGUUGAUGGUACAUAUAUGGACGGUAGACUAGUUAAAGCUGCGUAUGGCACAACCAAGUAUUGCUCUUCAUAUUUGAGGGGCUUGACCUGUCCUAAUCCGAAUUGUAUGUUUCUUCAUGAACCAGGUGAAGAGGCUGACUCAUUUAAUAGAAGGGAAUUGAGCAAUAAGCAGCAGCCUUCACAGCAGGUGACAUCACACCAACAACAGCAAUCACAGUCACAGAUACAAGCACAAGCACAAGCACAAUCACAGGCACAAUCGCAAACCCAACAGGCAACAACGCGAACUCAUCUAGCAUCAACCAUUUAUAAGAAUACUUCGAAUACAGUACCUACUGCAACAGGUAACUUUUCGGGAACUCCAUCACCUGCUUUGAUUAAGACUCAACUUCACCAUCAAGAUCAUCAUAUGAAUGGUACCGGUUCGUCCACACCGAUUUUAACUCCUGCUACUAUACCAGCAGGAUCAAAUCCUUGGGGAUUAUCACAGUCUGCUAAUCAAGUUUCUGUUUCGAAAAAUGCCAGCACUCAUAAUUUACCAACUCUAACGGAUGCGCUAAAUCAUCAACAGAGCAAUAUUGCUAAUAACAGUAUCCAUAAUAACCAAAAUAAUAAUAAUAACAUUGUUAGCAGUAAUGCACAAACGGAGCAGUUGGCCAACAGGAAGAAGCAGCAUUCAGCUAGGGAAAAACGUUGUAUUGACCCAUACGAUGCCUUGAGUGGUGCUGUUAAAUUUUUGGAUGAUAGAAUUGCAUCUCUUUCUAAUUAUCAGACACGUUCUUUAAGCUUGAGACCGGAUUUGAUCGAUGAUGCGACUUUCAACAAAUACCCAUCAUUAUUUUCUUGGGAUAAUAUCGAGAUUUCCCAGGAAAGUGAUCAAAUUUUGACCGAAAAACUGAUAGAUAUGUUAGCAAUCAAUCCGGUAGAUCAUACAGCAUCUGUUGUUUCAUUCUUCCAAAAUGCAAAUGUUGGGGCUUUCCCACAGUCUAUUCCUCAACAACCUGUUCCCCAACAUUCUCAACCACAGUCGCAUUUACAACAGCAACAAGCUCAACAGCGUCCUUUAAAUGUCAAUACACCUCCUCCUCCCGGUAUAUUUUCUACACAGCAGAUCCCAAUCCAAAUGCAACAACAGCAACAGCAACAGCAACAGCAGCAACAGCAAGCUUCUGCAGAUAACAGACAAUCGAUUAAUUCCACCGAUUUUUUAAACCAACUGAUUAGCGGUAGAAGAGUCGCUGCCGGAAAUUAA